Molecule: messenger RNA, 3795 nt
Organism: Ustilago hordei
Lineage: Eukaryota; Fungi; Basidiomycota; Ustilaginomycetes; Ustilaginales; Ustilaginaceae
Exons: 1
Coding region: 1-3795 (1264 amino acids)
Biological process (GO): intracellular potassium ion homeostasis; proton export across plasma membrane; sodium ion export across plasma membrane
Cellular component (GO): plasma membrane
Molecular function (GO): sodium:proton antiporter activity
Source: RefSeq, a predicted model, not a curated record
AUGGCCGUAGGCGAACACAAAGGCUUCCGUCCAUUCGAAGUCACCCCCGUUCAUCUCGUCUAUGUCGGUCUGGGUCUUUUCAUUUGCAUCUUCUCCUAUCUUUCCCUCUUCAUCAAAGAACGUCUCUAUCUUGGCGAGGCACCCAUUGCAGCUGCAUUCGGCAUCAUCGUCGGCCCUAUCGCCAUUGGUCUUUUCAAUCCUGCAGCAUGGAUGCACGAAGAUGGCAUUACCCCGGGAGGCGUUGCUACCGAUGAAAUCACCCUCGAGAUCAUGCGUGUUACCAUCGCACUGUCCGUCUUUGCUAUCGGGGUGGAGUUGCCCAGGAAGUAUUUGCUGAGACAUUUCAAGUCGAUUGCCAUCUUGUUGGGUCCCGUUAUGGCAUGGGGGUGGUUGGUGACCGCCGGCUUGAUCUAUGCUUUGAUUCCUGGGUUAGAUUUCUUGAAUUCCUUGGUUGUCGCCGCCUGCGUUUCACCCACAGAUCCCAUUCUGGCUCAGGCCGUCGUGGGUGGUCCUUGGGCCGAGAAACAUGUCCCGGCGCACGUCAGGCAUAUGUUGAUGUGCGAAUCGGGUUGCAAUGAUGGUGCGGCGUUCCCCUUCCUUUACCUUGCCCUCUACCUGACGCAAAACAGGGAGGAUACGGGUUAUGCGAUUGGCAAAUGGUUCUAUGAGACUUGGGCAUACGAAAUCAUCCUCGGCACCUUGUUAGGAGCGUUGAUAGGAUAUGCAGCACGCAAGUUCAUGCGCUUCUCCGAAAGGAACAAGCUGAUAGAUCGAGAAUCCUUCGUUGCCCAGUAUAUUUCCUUGGCGAUUGCUAGUAUGGGUGUCAACGUGUUGCUGGGAUCGGAUGAUCUGUUGGCCGCCUUUGCUUGUGGAACGGCGUUUGCCUGGGAUGGAUGGUUUACAAAGCAGACCGAAGAUUCCAACUUUUCCAACAUUGUUGAUCUGUUGUUCAACAUUGCCACUUUCAUCUACAUCGGUGCGCUCAUACCGUGGCAUGACUUUGUCGAUGCGAGCAUCGGACUAUCCAUCUGGAGACUCAUUGUUUUGACGAUAUGCGUACUUCUCACAAAACGAAUCCCGAUCAUCCUAGCCCUAUGGAAGUUCAUCCCGGACAUCAAAACUUUCCGCGAGGCCAUCUUCUGUGGCCAUUUCGGCCCCAUGGGCGUUGGAGCCAUCUUUAUCGCUACCCUCGGCCGCACCCUUAUGCCUCACGACAUCCCCGAUCCGCCAGAGACGAGUAACGACGUGCUAGCCUUGACAAUUCAGCCGAUCGUAUACUUCUUCGUUCUGUGUUCGAUCAUCGUUCAUGGUUUCACCAUCCCGUUCUUUGCGUUUGGCAAGAAUGCAAGGAGGAGAGCGCAUACGUUGACUAGGACCUGGAGUAGGAAUCCGUCCAUAAGGGAUGAUGAACCCAGUUGGAUGAGUAGGGUGAGAAGGGUCAAGGAGGGGGAUGAUAUUGUGAUUAAUACCGAUGAUAUUAGUGCUGAGAAGAUGAGUGCUCAGCACUUGGCGUUGAUCGGAAGAGGCGCGAUUGGCGGGUAUAGGGAGGAUGAGUUGAGGGGCCAGACAAGAAGUGAGGAGGAUGCGGAGGAGGAGGAGAGGGAGGGCGGGCAGAGUAGUAGUAGUAGUCAGGAGGUAGGUGAGGGGGGGAGAGGGUUGGUCGGGUUCUUGAAUAGGAGCAUUGAGAGGGAUUUGGAGAAGGCUGAGGGGUAUGCAGUUGGGCAGCAUUUCAAUGAGAAGGUCGAUGCAAAGGAUGGGGAUCCUAGUGCGGAGGGGAGACAGAGGGCGUGUAAGGACAUGGAUGGGAUCGAAGACUGGGAAGCUGACGAGGAAGACUUCAAUCCAGCAUCCGACUAUCUCGGCGACAACUGUUGCGAGAUGCGUCGCUACAGAGAGCGAAUGCAGGCGAACAGGGAAGCAAAGUUGGCAAACGCACGAGCGAAACGUCACUCUGCAGAAGAAGCUGGUCGACUUGGUGCUUCCCGCGAAGAAGAGCAAGACCUCGGUGAGGCGCCUAUGGAUCGCGACAUCAUCCUUGGCCGAGUUCACUCUGACGAACAAGAUCCUGCUGUUCCAGACGAUCGCCAGGGUCAAGCGCAUACCUCCUGUGCCCGCGACUCUACGAGCGAAAAAAAUAGCCACAAUUGGCCUCAACUCCGAUCUUGGGUCGAAGGGCAUAACCUCGUUCUCGAGUAUCAGAAGAGUUAUUCCGAUGAUCCGGAAGUACAAGUGAUCCCGCUCACCGAUGAUGAGCGUGAUUCCCUCGAAGGAUCCGAUGCACCGGCGCAGGAUUGGGUCAAACAAAACCACCACGAGUUAGCUGCCUUUUUCGGACACAACGAUCAUGCUGGUUGGGACGCAACCGAGUCGAUCAGCAAGUUGUUGGAGAAUAAAGUACAUAAAUGGUGGCCUACCAAAAAUAAGAAACACUAUGUAAAGGCCGAACAACCGAAGGAGGAGACGGAGCAAGAGAGAAAUGAGAGAAUGAAUUUGAUGUUCGGUGCUAUGAACUGGACCGGUAGGGGUGAGGAAGAGGGUAGGGAGGGGAGGGAGGGGAAGGAGGCUAUGGAGAGGAGAGAUAGGACGGAAGAGGAGAGCGAGAUGGAUGCGAUGGCUCCAGUUGUGUUUCGGGCUAUACAUGAUGAUGUGCCGGGAGGAGAAGGUGUUCAGGUGGGGGAUUCGAGUGUUCCGGUUGCAAGUACUAGUGCUCAGGUUACAGAGGGGGAGAGGAAGAUGCCGAAUGCGGCACCUUCAGGGAGUGCACCAAGAUUAUUACAAGCUGCAAGUAGGCGAGGUAGUGGGGUGACUAGAAGGGGGGAUUUGAGAAAGAAGGUGCUUCGUGGUCAAAUUGGGUUGUCGGGUAGACGCAAGUCUACAGCUAGUAAGGAAGGAUCUGAUGAACAAGUUCUCGACGAUGAUCCAGCGUCCGAAGUAGGGGAGCAGGGGUAUACGACACCGAGAGUCAUGAUCUCCGAACCUGCUUCUUCUUCUUCCUCUUCGAAGCGGAUGAGUCCGCCUUCUUCCUUCCGCAACGCAGGUGGGAACGGCAAGAAAGGGGAGAAAUUCUUCCCUCGAUCCUCCUCAGCCGGGGCAGGAUUAGCUCCCUCUUUCCGAUCUGAAGCAUCCAAUUCACCCAUCCUCAAAGCUACCGCCGCUCCUUCUUCCUCCCGUCUAGGCUUUAGCGGAGCAGCUGGCGCAGAGGAAAAAGAUAUGAGCAGAAACUCUUCGGUGCAAUGGUCAGACGUUGCCGAUCACUCCCACGACCAUCUUCGUAGGGGUGGACCGAUCAACGCUGCUGGAGCAGACGCUUUCUCUCGUCGAUCUCGCACCUUCAACGGCUCCUCUUCCAGUGGGAAAGAACUCACUCGCGACGCCAGAGUAUACUCGCUCGAUGAAACUGAUGAUGAGGAAGCGGAUAGUGAUGAGGAGAGCGAGGGAAAGCGAAGGCAUGGAGGAAUGGGGAUUAGGAAUGGAAUGAACAAGAUUGGUGCAUUCUUCAGCAACUUUACUGCGCCGAAGGGGGAGGGGAUGGGUAAUCCUGGGCCUAGCUCUCAUCCUCAUUUGUUCCCCAGUCACAAUGGUGAGCAAGGGAGUGCGAGAAGGAGUCCAACGCAGGGGAGCGGGUUGAGGAGAGAGAUUACUAGGGAGAGAGGCGAAGAGAUGGAGUCUCUGAGUUUGCCUCCGGCGAGCAUCGCGAGUGGGAAGGAGAGGAGUGGGGGUAGAGUGAUGUUGGAUCUUCCCAAUGAAGAAAAUCCUGUUUCUCCUGGUCCUCCUCGAUCCUCGACGCAACCCUAA